CAUGAUUGAGUGAAAGGACCAACACAGUUCGUAAUAGUACGUAGUACUCGUACCAUACGUUCGAUUGGACGUACUCGUAAAGAACAUCAUACCGACCGUGUCUUCACCCACCGGAUCCGUGAAGGUUGACAGAUGUCUUCUACGAGGAAGUACGUACGGUGCGUACUGGAACUGUCCGCUGGUCAGAAGUUCUCAAAGGAAAAUGCAAAAAACAAUUAGCAGCUGAGUUCGUAUCGUACCGAACGAGAUCAUCAGCACAGAUUUCUGGACCAAGCCCAACUGGAGUCAAUUUCUGAAGAUACAACGAGGCUGCUUACGAUACUGUUUUUCACUUAAGAAUGGUCCUCCUCCUCCAAGCCCUCGAAAAGAAAGAAAUACGCACGGAGAUUCUAAGCCAUCUGACACUGUCAGAGAUCCAGGAAUGCUUUCGGAGCGUGAGUCGAGAAGCCCAAUCAAUUUGCGAUGGGUACAAGUCAUUUGUGGUAGAAUGGCUGUCCGCGAAUCCCAAAACAGACAGCCGCGAGGUUCUCACUAUUGGUCUUCAAUCGGAAAUAGGCAAGCUGUUGAACGGAAAAAUUGGACGAACUGCCGGAACGAAACGAUCUUACAAGGCAGGUCGCAUUCCGAUCGAAUUGGAAGUUGCAAAUUGGAUUUCGGGAGAAAGCGACACACUGAGCUUCAAACUUUGCAACCUCCACGCCUUCUUUCGUCGUUCCGUCAAUCGCAAAGAACAUUCGGUGCCGCCUGCAUUGAAGAACUACACGUCAACAUCUAUGCCUUUGGAAUCACAUCUAAGAAUACUUGAUAACAUGCUAUUGGUCGCGCGAUGGUUCGCUUUUCUUGUCGAAGGAGUAGUUACGAGACCCGACUUUGAAGAUGAUAUACUAGCUCUCCAACGUCUACCGGUAGAUGACCCUGCCGUUAAAGAAUUGGAUUCUCGUAUAUUUGAUUAUUGGAGAGAAAAGCCAUUUCGAUGUUCAAGAUCUCCAGAAAAAUUUGGCACUGCAUUAGACUACAUUUUCAAGUACAUCAAGAUGAACGGAGAUAUUGACCAAAGGUCAAGAGAUGUGGCUACUUUAGAUAAGCUAUGGAAAGCUGAUGGUUACCGAGGGACGAACAUGAUUAGGAAUUGUUUCUAUUGUAUGAAAACUUGGAAAGAAGAGCAUGUUCGAGGUGGCUUUUGGGUUACAGAUACUUACAAAACAGGAUCUGUAAUGGUAUAUCUAUCAGAUAUCGAAAAUCCAGAAUCCUUCUCAACCGUAUAUCUCGUUAAAGGCGAUACACAGAGUAUUGGAGAAGUGUUGGGGUGCAGUGGCGGAGUUCCUCGGUUUUGCAAAACGACAAUUUUGCCUCUAUAUGAUUUUUGGGUUUUCAAUGGAGUUUAUGACGUUGGAAGAUACAUAGGACCAAAUUCCAAGAACGAUGAGUUCACAAAAAAGCUACAGGCUCAUGUGCAACAAGCGAUUUCGUCUCGCUCUGUCAGUUGGAGGGGUCCUUCUGCCGAGAAAGGAUUGUGGGAUUUUCAAAACAAUGUACCAGCUAUGCCCACAAUAAUUGUCGACGAGAACCCCUACGUCGUAGUAGAUUGGCACGACGGAAUAAACCAUGCUUAUCAUCAAGAAAAUAACGCAAGAUCUUCAUCGACGUUCAGCGUAAAAGAUAUGUCACUGGCACGCCAAAUUGCCAAAAUGGCGGUAGAGUUGGGCGAAACCAGAAAGAUAAACGAAAAUGAAGAGGUUGACCAUCGAUACGAAUUUUCAUUACUAGCAGUACGGCGAUUGGGUUAUUCUUAUUACGAGAACCCGAACGGUUUAGGGUCUAUGUUUGAUUGUCGUGUGGGUAAGGUAUUAUAUCCUUUUCGUUUUGAUGUGGAUCACUGGAAUAAAGCAAAAGUUCCAACGUAUGCUCUCAAUGACGUGCUCAAGGGAAUAUUAAUAUCGAUGAAGAAAGCAGCUCCACUUCCCUUAGUGUCUUCGAUCUUGGCAGAUGAUCGUGCUAUUCUUGAACCGCUGGAUCAAAUUCUAGUCAAGACCUUUGCAGAAGAAGGUAUAUAUGCUCCCAUUGUUGCAUAUGAAAAAAAAGGAAUUCGAGUCGAUACUCGUUGGACAAGAGUAUAAUUUUCAAAAACUCAAUUGUUCGAAAGUUCCUCACGAUGUCAUGGUGACAAGGACGAAAAGGCGUUCAAAUUGUUUUUGUUGAGUUUUGUAAAUAGUAAGAGUCUUAUUGAUGUCGCCUCAUCUCUGUUUUAAUGAGAAUUCAGCUCCAACGGCGUCAGUCUGAAUGGUUCUUUAUUUUCGUGACCCUUCUUUUCUCCGAGAAGUAAUUGUGGUGAACCUGUACUAAUUGUCAUCCCAAACAGUGAUUGAAUUAUCAAUAAAAUGAUGACUUAAAUGCUAUGUGCAGAUGCAUGUGGGGCAACUAACUAACCGCACUUGUCUGUGAAAGGCACCAACAAUAAUUUAAUGCUUCGAUUUACCAGCAGUUUAUUGAAACUUGAUGUUCAAAAAUUUAAUAACUAGUAUUCAUUAGA
This is a messenger RNA of Pseudo-nitzschia multistriata, 2530 nucleotides long. The record is from the annotation of a GenBank genome assembly. NCBI's taxonomy places the organism in Eukaryota, Bacillariophyta, Bacillariophyceae, Bacillariales, Bacillariaceae.